GCAACCGCGAGGCCGCCCCGAGCACCCGAGCCCCGGCGUCGAGCAUGGAGGGCUCCGCGGAGGAAGAGCACAAAGAGAAACUAUUAUGGAGCGUCAAACGGGAGGUGAAGCAGAUCAUGGAGGAAUCUGUGACCAAGAAGUUUGUCCACGAAGACAGCAGCCACAUCAUCGCCCUCUGCUCGUCGGUGGAGGCGUGUCUGGGGCACCUGCUGAAGCGGCGGGCGGCCGGGUUCCUCCGCAGCGACAAAACGGCCGCACUCUUCACCAAAGUGGGGAAAGUUUACGACGUCGCCGCAGAAAUCUGCACCAAAGUCCAGGAACAACUGAACCAGCAGAGCGAGCUCACCAGGCGGAGCCAGAGCGUGUCGUCGUCCCAUGAGCCUUUGCGGCGUCAGGCCUCGUCGUCGUCGUGCCGAGCUCCGCCCCCUCUGUCCCCUCAGGCCGUGCGCCACAUCUGGGUGCGGACGGCGCUCUUCGAGAAGGUCCUGGACAAGAUCAUCCAGCACAUCGUGGACAACUCCAGUAAAUAUUAUGAGAAAGAGGCUCUGAUGCACGACGCGGUGUACGGCCCCAUCCUCGCCGCUCUGCUCGUGGGCCCCUGCGCGCUGGAGUACACCAAACUCAAAACCUCGGACCACUUCUGGACCGACCCCUCGGCCAACGAGCUGGUCCAGAGACACCGCAUCCACGGAGCCCACCGCAGCCAGGAGUCCACCCCGGGGAGGAGGCCCGCGCUCGGGAUCCGGAAGCGUCAGUCCAGUGGGAGUAUGUCUGAAGACAGAUUCGCGGCGUCGGCUCGAGAAUACGUCGAGUCUCUGCAUCAAAACUCCAGAACGCACCUGCUCUACGGCAAGAACAACGUGCUCGUGCAGCCGAAGAAGGAGAUGGAGGUUUUGAGGGGGUACUUGUCCCUGCAUCAGUCUGGAGAGAACCUGACCCUGAAGUGGACCCCGAACCAACUCAUCAACGGGACUCUAGGGGACUGUGACCUGGAGAAGAGUAUUUACUGGGACUACGCUCUGACUGUUCCUCUGCGUCAGAUCGUCUGUCUGCACUGUCACCAGAGACCUGACUGUGGUGGUACGCUGGUGCUGGUGAGUCAGGACGGCAUACAGCGCCCCCCUCUGCUCUUUCCUCCUGGGGGGCACCUGUUGGCGUUCCUCUCCUGUCUGGAGACGGGUCUGCUGCCCCGGGGUCAGCUGGAGCCGCCCUUGUGGUCACAGAAGGGAAAGGGUAAAGUUUUUCCAAAGCUCCGGAAGCGCAGCAGCUCCGCGCGGCUCCUGGACCAGGACCGACCCGGAGACGAGGAGACGGCCGCGGACUACGUGUUCAGAAUCGUCUACCCUGGAUACCGCUACGACGCCAUCACCAUAAACUACCACCACUCGACGGGCAGUCGAGCUCCGUCUCUGGACGACGACGAGGAGGAAGAAGAUCGUCUCCACGCCAUGAUCUCCAUGAUCUGCUCCCGGAACCUCACGCACCCAAACGCUCACGCAGAUCUGUCCGAGGGGUCAGAGGUCGCAGGUUUGGGGGGGAGCCCGUCGUCGUGGCAACAGUCGGAGUCUGAGUGUGUGUCCUGCUCCACGUCCACGAACUACAGCUGCGCCCACGAUACUUCAGACAUACACACGGUUCCUCUGAAGAUGUUGUGCCAAAACAUGAAGAGGCAGAUCGUCUCCAGAGCCUUCUACGGAUGGCUGGCGUACUGCAGGCACCUGUCGACUGUGCGCACGCACCUGUCGGCUCUGGUGAAUCACAGCAUCGUUCCUCCAGAUCGACCGUGUGAGGCGUCAGGAGGCCUGAGCAAAGAAGUGUGGAGCAAGUACCAGAAGGACUGCAAGAAUUACAAAGAGCUGGAGCUGCUGCGGUUGGUUUAUUAUGGAGGCGUCCAGCACGAGAUCAGGAAGGAGGUGUGGCCUUUCCUCUUGGGACACUACAAGUUUGGGAUGAACAAGAAAGACCUGAGCCAGGUGGACGCGCGCGUUUCCGAGCGUUACCAGCAGGUGGUGCGUGAGUGGAAAGCCUGCGAGCUCAUCGUGAGGCAGAGGGAGAAGGAGAUGCAGUCGGCCAUCUUUGCCAAACUGUCGUCAGGGAGCAGCAUCGACAGCCACGUCCUGAGACUGGUGCACCGCGACUCCACGCUCAGCAACGAGGUGUUCAUGUCGGUGGACGAGCCUGACGGAGCCCAGAGCCCCCCCAGCACCGAGGACACGCCCCCUCCCACCUCCACCCUGCUCCCCCCGCACGCCCUGCCCCCCGAGGAGCGCCCCCUGCUGGAGUUCGACUCUCCGGACUCGGGCCUGCCCUCGUCCAGGAACUACUCUGUGACCUCUGCCCACUCACAGAUCACGUCCAGCACGGAGGAGGAGCCCGGGACCAACGAGGAGACCAACGAGGAGACCAACGAGGAGACCAACGAGGAGACCAACGAGGAGACCACGGACCAGAGCCAAGACCAGAGCCAAGACCAGAGCCAAGACCAGAGCCAAGACCAGAGCCAAGACCAGAGCCAAGACCAAGACCAGAGCCAAGACCAGAGCCAAGACCCAGGAGACCAGACCAGGACCAGAGACACGGACAGACUCUGCUCUCAGCUCGACAGACUGGUGACCAACGGAGAGAAAGCAGAGAAGAUCUCCCCGUCUCUGUCGUCUUACACGAUUGAGCUGCUGGACACUGUGGCUCUGAACCUGCACAGAAUCGACAAAGACGUGCAGAGGUGUGACCGAAACUACCACUACUUCACCACGGCCAACCUGGAGAAGCUCCGGAACAUCAUGUGCAGUUACGUUUGGGAGCAUUUGGAGACAGGAUACGUCCAGGGAAUGUGUGACCUCCUCGCGCCUCUUAUGGUCAUUCUGGACGACGAGUGCCUGGCGUACAGUUGUUUCACUCAGCUGAUGAAGAGGAUGAGUCAGAACUUUCCAAACGGAGGAGCGAUGGACUCACACUUCGCCAACAUGAGGUCCCUCAUCCAGAUCCUGGACUCAGAGUUGUUCGAGUUGAUGCAGCAGAACGGGGACUACACUCACUUCUACUUCUGCUACAGAUGGUUCCUGCUGGACUUUAAGAGAGAGCUGCUGUACGAGGACGUGUUCUCGGUGUGGGAGGUCAUCUGGGUUUCUCCUCGCGUCUCCUCCCGACACUUCGUCCUCUUCAUGGCUCUGGCCCUGGUCACGGUCUACAGAGAGAUCAUCAUCCACAACAACAUGGACUUCACGGACAUCAUCAAGUUCUUCAACGAGAUGGCCGAGCGUCACGACGUCCAGAACAUCCUGAAGAUCGCUCGAGAACUGGUCCACAAAGUCCAGUCUCUGAUGGACCCCAAGUGAUCCAGACCAGAGACCAGGUCCAGACCAGGUGUAAGCCAAGGUCCAGACUCCAGACCAGGUUUAAACCAGAGACCAGGUCUAAACCGAGGUCCAGAAUCCAGACCAGAGUCUAGACCUAGGUCUGAAGUCCAGUCUCUGAUGGACCCCAAGCGAUCCAGACCAGAGACCAGGGUCCAGACCAGGGUCCAGACCUCCUCUCCUCUUCCUCCCCUGGCCCCCUGCCCCUCCUGUUGUUGGAGGGACACAGCGCCCCCUUUAGGCCCUCCCUGUUGCUGCAGUGUCGAUGUUUACACAGACGUUGGUUCCUUGGUUCCUCGGUUCCUUCGUCGGUUCCUUCGUUGGUUCCUUUGUUGGUUUGUGUUGGUCGUGUGCAUGCUCGCUCCCACACUGUGAACUCUCCUGGACGCUUGGAUUCAAAACUCAACUUUUUAAAUAUUUUUGGAGUAUUUCUUCAAAAAAAAAAAAAAAAAAAAAAACGGCACCAGAUUUGCCACGAAACGAUUCCUGUGACCAAAAACGACUGUGCCAAUGACCGCCGUGUUUACGACUAGCAUGCGCGUCCUACCCAACCCCACCGUCCGGUCUGGAGGUGUUUGAGUUUUAUUUUUGUACGUUUCUCAUGUUGCCUUUAAGCGUAAUGGGAGUUUGUAGUUGCACUUUUUGGUGAUGUUUUUCCGACGGUUCUGAUGAAGACCUGGACUGGACCAGAGCCGAAGAGCCGGAGUGAAACAGGACGCACGUCUGCAACCAACUUCUCACAGCAACAAGUGACAGUCUGGGGUCUGAAGUACUCGAGUAAAAGCACUGGUACUUCAAGACAAUGAUACUCAAGUAGAAGUACAAAGUAGUGAUCCAAGAAAUUACUUAUUAGGUUAAAAAGUAUUUGGGAAAAGUAAGAGGGGGUAUUCUGGAGCUUUCUCUCACGUUCUAAUGUUCCGUCAUCAAAAACACGAGGUUUUAGAGUCCUCCGUGCAUGUUUGAGUAAUCUAGAGAUCUCUCCCGGGCCCUAUUCAAACCCUCCUUACAGUUAGCAGUACGAGUCUGUACGAGGCUCCGCCCACAAGCCCACGUCACCCACGCUCCCACGUGAAAAUUCUUCAUAAAAAUACAAAAACACGAUACGAAACUGUACACGGCGUGGUGAUUGUGCUCUGAAGGGGGAGUGACUUAUAAAUCAAGUUAAAGUUUGUAUGGAGGAUUUUUUUUUUUGUUUCAGAUUGUUAAUGAAAGUUCAAAAUAGCGUCACACAGUAAAAAGUGGAGCGUUAAAAUCGACUCUCACAAAAUGUAUUUGAACAUUUUCUCAGGGUUUAUAUGAGUCCAAUUUGUUCUGAGUUAAUUUAACAUUUUUGGAAAUGUUAAUUAAGUAACACUGGACCAAAGUUCCUGUUUAACCCUGAAAUCAAGAGUUAUAUUAAUGUUUUGAGAGUAAACAGAUAACACUUUGUAGAGUUAUCCUCAUUUAACUAAACAACACACAGAGGUGUUUUAUUUUUACUCUUUGAGUUAAUUUAAGAUGAAAUGAUGUAAAGUUUGUUCAAACUUGUCUUCUCUCGCGGGAGUUUGAAGUGGUGGUGGGAGGAGCCAAAUUAACACUAGAGGAAGUUGAAUUAACUUGAACCAAAUCAACUUUGGCAAAUAACCCCAACUCCAACCCCCAUUAAACUUUCAAAUAGUUAAAUAACACUUUUUGUGUUAAAAUAACUCUGAAAUAUUUUACCCUGAAAUUUUAACCCUUCAGUUUUUGCUGUGAACAGAGCUGCAGCAGCCUUGUGAUUAUGACGACAAAAAAAGGGCUGCGUCGUUUUCUAUUGUCUCUCAGGUCGUCACGCAGGAGCAACAUUUUAAAAAGGACAAGUAUGAAUAUAAUUUAUGACCUGCACGAUCUGGAGAAGUCAGACUUUUCUGAUUAUUCUGUAUCUGACUGGUUAUAAAAAGGUAUAAAACACCAAAUCACAACAGUAAGAUAAUAAAAUGAGCACCACAUGAAGCUUUUAGCAUGACAAGUUCGGACAGUUUACCAUUACUUAUGAUGCUCAUCUUUCUAAAAAAUAAUUUGAAAAUAUUAAUUAAUAAAUUAUACAGUUGUUACAAAGUGAUCGCUGCAAACUCGAGCAUCGUCCGUUUCUGUGCCUCCUGUUUUUAGUCGGACAUUGUCGAUUCACUUUUGUCGUCUUUUUUCUGUAAGUUUCUUAAAACUAACUCCCCUGUGACACACCUUCAGUGCCCAUGAAAAAUGUUUCUUUCUCCCGAUUAGAGCGGCUGCAGCAAACACAGUGCACAGAAUUUAGGCGGCGAGUCAGCAGAGGUAAACGAGGUUCUGUGCGUCUGUCUUUACUUCCUGACCCCAGCUGCUUUUGGUGACGUCAUCUAAAACUAGUGAUAUAACUAGGGCUGGGCAAAAAUAAAAAAAUUAAUCGCGAUUAAUCGCAUGUUAUACGUAAAACCAAUUAAUGAAUUGAAAAGUAGAGUAUAGCUGCACUUUUAUUGGAAAUGUAAAUGAAAGAGCCACACACUUUCUUUCAGAGUUGAACCCUCAGAGUCGUCAAGGUUUUCUGUGAAGGCUCAAGAAAAAAUAUUCAAUGGAUGUUUGUACUACUAAUAUAUUUUUUCAAUACUUUUUAUUCAGUGAGUAAUAAACACGA
Molecule: messenger RNA, 5979 nt
Organism: Boleophthalmus pectinirostris (great blue-spotted mudskipper)
Lineage: Eukaryota; Metazoa; Chordata; Actinopteri; Gobiiformes; Gobiidae
Gene: sgsm2
Product: small G protein signaling modulator 2
Exons: 24
Coding region: 45-3335 (1096 amino acids)
Molecular function (GO): GTPase activator activity
Source: RefSeq, a predicted model, not a curated record